This is a messenger RNA of Chanos chanos (milkfish), 1530 nucleotides long. RefSeq names its product TraB domain containing 2A (gene trabd2a). Gene Ontology annotation, cellular component: membrane. Lineage: Eukaryota; Metazoa; Chordata; Actinopteri; Gonorynchiformes; Chanidae. The transcript is spliced from 7 exons. Gene Ontology annotation, molecular function: metalloendopeptidase activity. The record is from RefSeq and is a predicted model, not a curated record. Gene Ontology annotation, biological process: negative regulation of Wnt signaling pathway. Bases 1 to 1530 code for a protein of 509 amino acids.
AUGCUGAUGACUCGGGGCGCAUUUGUCCAAGCAUGGCUCAUACUCCUGGUGAGAGCCAACCAAUGGAGCCUCAAAGACUCCUCAAACUGCGAACUUAAUCGAGAACAAAGUGACCUGAACUCCUUCUUGUGGACCAUCAAACGUGACCCCCCUUCCUAUUUCUAUGGAACCAUCCACGUUCCCUACACGCGGGUUUGGGACUACAUCCCGGAGAACUCCAAGCGGGCGUUCCAGGAGAGCCACAUCGUAUAUUUCGAGCUGGAUCUCACGGACCCCUACACCAUCUCGGCCCUGACGAGCUGCCAGCUGCUGCCGCAGGGGGAGAACCUGCAGGACGUGCUGCCCAGGGACAUUUACCGCCGUCUCAAACGACACCUGGAGUACGUCAAGCUCAUGAUGCCCUCCUGGAUGACGCCUGACCAGCGGGGGAAGGGUCUGUACGCGGAUUACCUCUUCAAUGCCAUCGCCGGCAACUGGGAACGCAAGCGACCAGUGUGGGUGAUGCUGAUGGUGAACUCGCUGACAGAGGCGGACAUUAAGACACGGGGAGUACCUGUGCUGGACCUGUACUUGGCCCAGGAGGCGGAGAGGAUGAAGAAGAAGACUGGCGCGGUGGAGAGGGUGGAGGAGCAGUGUCACCCAUUGAAUGGGCUGAACUUCUCUCAGGUGAUCUUCGCUCUGAACCAGACACUGCUUCAGCAGGAGAGUUUGCGUGCAGGUAGUCUCCAGGUCCCCUACACCACCGAGGACCUCAUCAAACACUACAACUGUGGGGACCUCAACUCCAUCAUAUUCAAUCACGACACCUCGCAGGUUCCCAACUUUAACAACAUCACACUGCCUCCCAACGAGCAGGUCACCGCCCAGGAGAUUGACGCCUACUUCCGCCAGGAGCUGAUCUACAAACGGAAUGAGCGCAUGGGUAAACGAGUGAAGGCCCUGCUGGAGGAGCAUCCAGACAAGAGCUUCUUCUUUGCCUUCGGUGCAGGUCACUUCCUGGGCAACAGUACAGUGAUUGAUGUGCUGAGGAGUCAGGGCUAUGAGGUGGAGCACACCCCCGCAGGCCAGCCCAUUAACAGUGUGAGGAGGUCCGGUCCCCAGCCUGAGGAGGAGGAUGAGGAGCAGGACGACAGGAUCACUCCACUGGAGCCCUUCUUACACGAGACCCAGGAACAGCUCCCCCUGGAGGAGGAGCCGCUGCCCCACCUGCCGUUGCCUGACAGCCUGGAGCUGCUGGAGAAGGUGGAGCGCAAGCUGAAGAAAAAACGACGCAACAAACAGAAGAAACUGCGCCACCGUCAGUUCAAUGACCUGUGGGUUCGCAUGGAGGAGAGCACCACUGUGGAGCCUCCACCCCCAGUUGUCCGUAUCAUCAAUGGUUAUAUCACUGUGCAGACCCACCCACAAGAACAUGGCAGAUCCAAUCACGACAGGACGUUUUCAGGCUCCACUCCCAACGCGGGGGUGGCCACCUUCAGCAUGUUAAUAUUGUGGAUUCUAGUUCUGAUGCUGGACCUCCACAUCCUUUAA